Messenger RNA from Prunus avium (sweet cherry), 2164 nucleotides. Lineage: Eukaryota; Viridiplantae; Streptophyta; Magnoliopsida; Rosales; Rosaceae. The record is from RefSeq and is a predicted model, not a curated record.
AUGUAGAAAAUUGGCUGCCACCCAAUGAGGGGGUUAGAGAAAGAAUGCUUCUUUUAGGCCAGGGAGGACAGGAAAGAAGCAUCUCACUAUACACUGAAUACAUCUCACUCCUAGUAGGCUGUAGCAAAACGCUCAUCUUACCAUGGUUUUUUCCGUGCUCGAUCUUCUCUGCUUCUUCCUUUUCAUGAUUCUCCCAUAUUCCACCAUAGCUCAACCAUACGUAAACAUAUCUUUCGGCUCAUCCCUCACUGCACGAAAUGACCAUAACUCAUCGUGGCAAUCACCAUCUGGUGAAUUUGCUUUUGGUUUUAAACAGAUUGGAAAAGAUGGGUUCUUACUGGCCAUCUGGUUCAAUAAGAUACCAGAGAGAACUAUUGUCUGGUCAGCCAAUGGGAAUAAUCUUGUGCCACAAGGAUCCCAAGUUGAACUUACAAGUGAUGGCCAGUUUAUGCUCAAAGAUGCAACUGGCAAGGGAAUAUGGUCUGCUGAUUCUCCUGGUACUGGAUUUGCCUAUGCAGCCAUGCUAGACACUGGAAAUUUCGUGCUGGCCAACCAAGAUUCAAGCACGUUGUGGCAGAGUUUUGAUCAACCAACUGAUACAAUCCUGCCAACACAGAUUCUAAAUCAAAACAGCAACCUCUAUGCUCGCUACACGGCUACAAAUUACUCAAGAGGUAGAUUCCGGUUUAAACUACAAUCUGAUGGAAAUCUCGGGCUUUACACUACAAAUUUCCCACAACACUUUGCCAAUUUCAAUUCUGCUUAUUGGUCAGUCAAAACUACAGAUAUUAUAUUUCAGGUCAUCUUCAACCAGUCUGGCCUCAUUUACCUUGCAUCCGGGAAUGGAAGCGUACUCAAUAUCAUAUCAUCAAAUGCAGUUUCAAUACAAGAUUUCUACCAGAGAGCAACAUUAGAGUAUGACGGAGUUUUGAGACACUGUUUUUAUCCUAAAAGUACUAGCUCAAGUGCUGGAAGGUGGCCCAUGGCUUGGUCUACUAUCACUUUUCUACCUCCGAAUAUCUGCUCGUCAAUUACGGAAGAUAUGGGCGGUGGUGCAUGUGGAUUCAACAGCUUAUGUAGGCUUGAAAAUGAAGGACGACCAAUUUGCGAUUGCCCUCAUGGUUACACCUUUAUUGAUCCAAAUGAUGUGCGCAAAGGAUGUAAACAAAAAUUUGUUCCACAAAGUUGUGACCAGGCCUCACCCGAGCAUCUUUUUGAUUUUCAAGACAUGCAAAACACAACACGGAAGCUUCUAAAGAAGCAGUGUGUUGCUAUCAAACGUUUAGAUGCUAAGGUCAGAGAAAAUGAUUUGGAAUUCAAAGCUGAAGUGAGUGCUAUCGGCAGAACAAAUCACCGAAAUUUAGUCCAGCUACUUGGAUUUUGUAACGAGGGGGAGCACCGAAUUCUUGUAUAUGAGUUUAUGAGCAACGGCUCUCUAGCAAGCUUCCUCUUUGGAGAAUCAAUGCCAAAUUGGUACCAGAGAAGGCAAAUUGCCUUGGGAAUUGCAAGAGGGCUUUUGUAUUUGCAUGAGGAGUGCAGCAGCCAAAUUGUUCAUUGUGACAUCAAGCCUCAAAACAUUCUUCUUGAUGACUACUUCACAGCAAGAAUUUCUGACUUCGGAUUAGCGAAGCUUUUGAGAUUGGACCAGACUCGAAGCAUGACUGCUAUCAGGGGAACCAGAGGGUAUGUGGCCCCUGAAUGGUUCAGAAGCUUACCUAUCACAGUCAAGGUUGAUGUUUACAGCUAUGGCAUUUUGUUGUUAGAGAUUAUUUUCUGCAGGAAGCAUUUUGAAGCAGUGGCAGACAAUGAAGAUGAAAUGAUACUAGCUGAUUGGGCAUAUGAUUGCUAUACGCAAAAGAAGCUGCACCGGCUCUUCGAGAAUGAUGAUGAGGAAAUCAAUGACAUCAACGAGAUGGAGAAGUAUGUGAUGAUUGCAAUAUGGUGCAUUCAGGAGGAUCCAUCACUCAGACCCACCAUGAAGAAAGUCACGCUGAUGCUUGAAGGAACUGUUGAAGUCUCAGCUCCACCCUCCUCCUUCAUAAAUUCAAUACUAUAAAUAUAUAUAAUUGUUGUUGUAUCAUUUCGUUUCGUUUGUCUCUGUUCUACUUUUUUCAUCACUUUCCUUGUCAUCCUAGUGAAUAAGGUUUCAUUAAGCUACUCAAAA